Messenger RNA from Darwinula stevensoni, 1092 nucleotides. The record is from the annotation of a GenBank genome assembly. NCBI's taxonomy places the organism in Eukaryota, Metazoa, Arthropoda, Ostracoda, Podocopida, Darwinulidae.
AUGCCACUGGCUGCAAGGAGUACAAAUUGGCCUGGGGUGUCCAUCGUGAAGCCCCUUGCCGGCGCAGAUCCCAAUCUGGAAUCCAACCUGGAAAGUUUCUUCACUUUGAACUACCCUCUUUUCGAGAUACUGAUCUGCGUGCACGAGGACGGAGAUCCUAUAAUCGAGUCCGUCAAGCGACUGCAAAAGAAAUAUCCGCAUGUGGAAUGUCGAAUCUUCGUCGGAGGCGAGAACGUCGGACCCAAUCCCAAGAUCAACAACCUGUUGCCCGGAUACCGAGCGGCGAAAUACGAUAUCUUCUGGAUCACCGACGGGGGGAUUCGGAUCACCCCAGACACGUUGAUGGACAUGGUGCACUGCCAGACGGACGAAGUGGGUCUCGUGCAUCAGGUGCCUUUGGUCCGAGACGAUCAAGGGUUCGCCACCGCCUUGGAGAAAGUCUUCUUCGGCACGGUCGUCGCACGCGUCUACCUCGCGUUUGCCGUGCAUGGGAUGAAUUGUUUUAUCGGAAUGAGCGCCUUGGUGAGGAGGAGCGUUUUCAUAGACAUCGGAGGGAUCGAACAGUUCUCCUGCUACGUGGGCGAUGAUUUCUACAUGGCUGAGGCCAUAAUCUCCAAAGGAUACAAACUCGCAAUUUCCUCCCAACCGGUAUGGCAAAAUUCGGGCUCGAAACGGUUGUCGACAUUUCUAGCUCGAAUAUCGCGGUGGGCUCAGUAUAGGUAUGCGAGUAAGCCUCUUCGGUUUGUUUUGGAGCCGUUCUUGGAGUGUCUCUUCCUAGGCCUCGAGGGAGCAUGGGCCGCUCGAAUGCUCUUUGGCUGGAACCCCCUUCUGUUUUUUUCACUUCACGUCCUUAUUUGGUUCAUAUUAGACUUGAUCCUCAUUAAAGUGGUCAACGGAGGACAUAUGCCGGUGAAUAUGUUUCAGUUUCUCGUCUGCUGGAUUUUUCGAGAAUGCACAAUGUGGUAUCCGUACCUCGUGGCCGUGUUCGUCCCAACGAUCAAGUGGCGAACAGGUAACUAUCGACUCGGCUGGGGCGGGAAAGUGAAAGAAUUCACGCCUGCAAUGUCAUCAGCCCCUCCUUCCAUCGUCUGA